UCAGCAGGCGCGCGGUGAGCGAGCCUAGCACCAGUCGUGUUGUAACGUGUUUGAAACUUGAGUGGCUGAUAUUUACCGAUAGGUGGCGCGCGAGCGGCCGAACGCUGGUAUAAAUCAAGGACGACCACCGCAUGCAGUCAUUACUACUGUUCGCUUCGUCCUGUUCACAUCAUGUUUAACCCCGACCGUUACCCUGUGCCUCUCCCUCGGCUUCUUCCAGUUCACUCCAAGAUGUCCUAUGCUUUCUGUGACAUGCAAAUGCUUAGGGAGGCAAGUGGGCAGUAUGUCAUUAAAGAAUUUAGCAUCUAUGACCCCUACUUUAAUAAAAGCUACACGGAGAUAUUUGCUCCGCCUUAUCCAGCCGACUGGCUCCCACCCAAACAGCGCAAACAAAAUGACUACAUUACGAAGCGCAUUCACGGCAUCACGUGGGAACAGGGCACACUGCCAUACUCAGAGUGUCACGACUACAUUAAAAUGGUGACAAGUAUCUAUGCCGAUCUGUAUGUCGAAGGAGAUGAGAAGAGGGCAAUCCUACAGAAUAUAGUGUCCCAUGCACGUAUCACAGACAUUGGUGUACUGGGAUGUCCACGCCUGGAUACCCUACCUAAACUGCCAUUCUCUGAUCUUAACAGUAAAAGCAUGCACUCAUCACUUAGCUGUGCUGAACAAAACGCUCAACGCAUUGGCGUAUGGUUUGAACACCAACUUCUUUAAUAAGUAAUCAAGAAAAAUACAUUAAUAAAAAAAAUGGGAUUUGAACCCAAUUUCCUUUAAAGACAUUGGGUGACAUUGGGGCACAAGGGGACACUGCUGUGCGCGCGCACACACACAAAAACCAAUGACAAGAGUGGAUUUGAACCCAUGAGCCGGUGGGACGGGACCAGAUCUUAAGCCAUUCAUUCAUUGGGGUGACAUUGGGGCCAUGAGCCACAGAGAAGGGUAUACGUGGACUUAAUUUAGGUUUGGGUUACCCACCCAAUAGAUA
Frankliniella occidentalis (western flower thrips) is the source of this 988-nucleotide messenger RNA. RefSeq lists its product as uncharacterized. The record is from RefSeq and is a predicted model, not a curated record. The transcript has 2 exons. The coding region runs from base 172 to 717 and encodes 181 amino acids. Lineage: Eukaryota; Metazoa; Arthropoda; Insecta; Thysanoptera; Thripidae.